AUUUGCCGCUCCCGAAAGAAGUGGCAAGUGCCUUUUUGCUCUAAAACGGCCCAAAGCUGGUUGAGGCGUCUUCGCUCUCUUCUAAUCCAUUUGUGUCAGAUGAGAAUAGGGCAAAGACGCCCCAACCGACUUCGCUCUUUCUUAUAGCAUUUCGGGAGCUCUCCAAAGAACUCUGGAGAUGUACGACUAGACCGCAUCGAGUACCGUCUUCGGCGUGUUCACAAUGAUGCUGGCAACCUCAGGAAGUGCCUAUGUGAGCCUUUUGUCACUGUAGCGUAGCAGAAGUUUGUAAGCUGACACGAGUGAGUGCUGCAGAGAUUGACGGAGACAGACUCCUGCAGGAGGCGCAGAAGAAGGACCCAGACCUCCGCCCAGUAGUGAAAUGGCUAGAAACAGGCCUUAGUCCCCUAAGCGCGGUGUAAGUUGCCACUUUGGUCUCUGAGGAAGGUAGACGACCAAAGAAGCAAUACAAAACUAAAACAGGUCACAAGAAGAGGAAGAGCAUGGGUUGUAGGAAAACGUGGGAGUGUUGCCAGGGACAUCAGCAUAACAUUGAAGGGUAGACUGAAGGAUUAAGAGAUUCCAGUUCCCCUUUGCCUGGCCUUCCCUUGCCAUCUUCAGCAAUGGGGUUCAGUACAUUCUUGGUGGUGUUGGACCCUGAGCUGCCUGUCUAUGUCCCAGGGCAGGCUGUCAAUGGCUACCUCAAGGUGUCCUGUCAUGAGGAAGUCUCCUGCAGAAAUAUCACAGUCACUAUCAAGGGGCAGUCCAAGGUGCACUGGUCAGAGAAGAGUGGCAAGAGCAGACGGCACUACCGAGCUGAGGAGCUGUACUUCAGACACCCUGUCCUUGUCUGGAGUGGUGAAGCCUCAGGUAACAACAUGAGUCCCGGCAGCUUCAAGUUUCCCUUCUCCUUCAUUCUCCCACGAGACAUUCCGUCCUCCUUCAUGUCACACUUUGGCAAGGUGGUGUACCAGGUGAAGGCAGAGGCUGACCUGCCCUGGAACUUUGACAAGAGCCACAAGGUGUUCUUCUCUGUCAAUUUCAUGUAUGACCUCAAUAUGGAUCCACUGGCCACGAUCCCUAUGGUAAUCCAGAAGGAAGACACCUUGUGCUGCUGCUGUUGUGCUCAGGGCCCAAUAGAGAUGAACAUGCGGGCACAGCGCUCGGGGUAUGUGCCUGGAGAGAACAUCGUGGUGAAUGGAGAUGUGGUGAACAAUUCAAGUUCUACUGUUGAAUAUACUGAGAUUAAGCUGAUUCAGGUAAUCACUUAUAUCACCAAGUCAAAGCAGAAGCAGACAGAGAGGACAGUGCAGAGAGUGUACCACCCUCUACUGGGACCCGGUAGGAGGGACGAGUGGGCCUCUGUGCCUCUGCCCAUCCCUGCCGUGCCUGCCAGUCACCUGAAGCACUGCAACAUUAUAACCAUUGAUUACAUCUUUGUGCUGCUGGCAAAGUUUGGGACUUGCAGGACAAUGAAAGCCAAGGUGCCCGUGAUCCUUGGCUCCUUGCCCCUACAGAACACGUACUCCUCCUUCCUCAUCCAGCCCAGUGCUGCUGAGUUUGGUGGAACCACCAUGACAAUCCCCACCAACCAUACCCCCAACCACAGCCCUCAACACAGCCCUGUUGUCCCCCCACACUCACACCUGCCCUCAGCUCCCUCACUCACUGCGUCUCCAUACAGUGGUGACCCACCUCCCUACACUGAAAGCUUCCUGCCCGAAGAGUUCCGUGAUGUCCCCCCACCCUCCUAUGCCUCCUGUGUGUUCGGCACUGCAAAUGGUGGCAGACUGGACGAUGACGCUGAGGACAGUGAUACUGGGGAGUUUGCCCCUCGCUACCUUACCUACAGGACACAAACAUAGAGGGGCAGUGUAAUGCUCCCUCUCUGCUGCCAAAUGGUGGAGGACUGGCCUUUCUUGCUGUCAUGUGAGUCUCGGUGUUCCAGCCUGGACUGCUCCAGCAUGGCCCGGCCCCACCACUGACAGCACUACCUCAGCCUCACAUUCUCCAAUACUUUAUGCAGCGUAAGAUUCGUCUCAGGGCACCAGUCAGCUGUGUGGAUAAAUAUUCCAUUACGACCACAGACAUGCAUUUCAAGAGUUCAGGAAGUCUUAUGUAGGUGUGCAAUAUGUCUCUAGUACAUGCAGUCCCUCAAAAAAAUAGGUAAAUAAAGAUUCAUUGAGGUGCCAGUCUCAAAGGAAAGGUAAAAAAGGUUCACUUGGCUUCCAGCAGUUUCUUGUUGUAAGUGUUGGUGUUCUCUCUUUCCUCCUCCAGCUUGUGCCGUAUGAUGUGUGCUGUUGUGGCACCUCAUCUUGUGUACUUGACUCUAUGGUGAUGAUGCUGUCUUGUACUGAUACUGUGUCUUAUCUUAAACAGUGCACAGGUUAAUGAAUCUCUCUCUGUCUCUCUCUCUCUGUCUCUCUCUCUCUCUCUCUCUCUCUCUCUCUCUCUCUCUCUCUCUCUCUCUCUCUCUCUCUCUCUCUCUCUCUCUCUCUCUCUCUCUCUCUCUCUCUCUCUCUCUCUCUCUCUCUCUCUCUCUCUCUCUCUCUCUCUCUCUCCGGACCAGUCUGAUGGUGAACAAGAGUGUCAGUCACACAUGCCAUCCACUCAAGGCUCAGGUAACCAUUCCGUCAAAACUUUGCCUACUGUAGUGUUUUGAAGGAUUUUGGCAUAAUAAUUUACUCUUUUGUUUCCUCCAGAUUGCAUCCCUGAGGAACACGUUUAAUGUUUACUGUAUGUACUCUAAUACUAACAACCAUUUUUGAUGUUCUAGGAGAAAUAGAAAAGACAGUAGUAGGGUAAACUUAUAGAAAUACAUUUUUCCAGUGAUAAUGUGAAAGAAAACUGACAAUUCACAACUGAGAGGUCCAGGGUUCCAAUCCCAGCAUAGUGGAGACAAUUUAGAUGUGUUUCCUUCCAUGCUGCAUUUUUCAAAACUAAAUGUAAAAUAACAAAAAUAUUUCUUGCUUUGCAUUUUCAGAUUCUUCUGGAAAUUUGUUUGAUAUUUUCUAAGUAUUUUCAAAGAAUAGCAACGGUUUUUUGUUUAUUCCUACAAAUUCUAGUCUCUAUCUCUCUCUCUUUUUCUUUCUUUCACCUCCAUCCUUUCCUUUGACAUCAGUUUUGUUAAUUUCUUGUGUUAUUAAUUUUCUGCUUUCUUGUUGAAUGCCACGUGUACAGUGACGUGACUCCUCAGUUUACAGUGGCCUCAGCUUCUGCUGUUUGGUCACAAUGCUGAUAAUACUCAUCCCCCUGUGUACUUUCACCCUUACUGAUUCUUUUUGUUACUGUUUGAGUUUAUUAUAUUCUAUUUACUGCAUAUAUUUUUUCCAUGUAUUUUUCUUAUCUUCAGGGCUAGAGUAGAUAUGUUUUUAUGGCCUAGAGUAUAACUUUACAGUACUAUAGCAUUAGCAUUAGCAUAGGUGAGUGACAUACUGUAGGUGCUCACUUAGGUUGGUUCCCUUGAGGACCCCAUGUAAUUCUAUCCUCAAUUAGCAACUGUUUUGAUGGUGUUGCUUCAUGUUGAUAGCGUUGAUAUUGUCGUUGAUUCGUGUCGUUAACGUACAUAUGCACUGCACUGGCUAAAAGUUACAUCAUGGGAGGCAAAACAGUUGAUAUGAUGCUGAUAGGUUUGGUGAACUGAUGGAAAAAGGGAAAGGUUACAUGUAGUAUUCCAUGAAAGGAGUCAAUGAAGUCUGUGACGUUAUUUCUGGCCACAGUUAAGCAUACAGAACACAUUAGUGGAGGCUGUAUUCUGAAAUGCUCUGCUCUCUCUCACCACAACUAUUUUCCAAGGCCACAUAAAUGAUUAGCUGGGUAGAAAUCUUGUUAAUCUGUCACUAGAACUGUAAAAACACUUAAAACCCACGUCUCUUCAGCUAGAGGCUUUUGAAAGUAAUGGAGAUGUGGUACAAAAGUGUUUCAGAGUACAGCUUUCUAUAUGACACAGUAGACACUUUGUAACACACUAGUUGAUGCAAAUCAGUAAGACUGCUAUACUGGCUGAGAAUCCUUUAUCUGGAAGGCUCUGAAAUAUGGUAGUUUUCAAGUGCUGACAUUCAUUAUGACUCGUUCAUAUUUACUCACCUCUGUAAUAUUAUGAAUGGUAUUGCAGGAAAGUAUUAUCUGAAUCUUAUAUGUAGUGCAUUCUUUUGACUUAUGAUAUAUGCAAUAUAUCAAAUUUACCAUUGUUUUUUAACACAACCAUAUUCUUAAGCUGAGGUAUGUGCGUGUGCGUAAAUCCCCAAAACUGCAGUACAAACAUCAGCAUUUUCUUAUAUAGCUAUCCUCCCCUGCUCUUCUUAAUACAAUAUUCCUACAGAGCCACAAGUGUAGUGAUUGGAGGAAUAGAGACACAGAGCAUUACCUUGGAUCCUGACAAUCACUUAUUCUGAUGCUUAAGGUGCUAUAGUUUAUAUAUUGUAUCAUUCUUCAGUCCUCAAUCAGUGCCUUGCUUAACUAAAGAUUUAUUGCCUUCAGAUCAGCAUUCCAGUGUGUCGAUGAUGUUCCUGAAUAUGGGAAUGACUGGUUCUCACUGGAAUGUGUUACCUGUUUAUGUCCUCUGGUAUAAUGUAUACCAUCAAGUGGCCCUUCAUUUAACAUCACCUCUUGCUUCAUAGUGUCAUCUUCAGUGUUCCCAUGAUGCUCCAGAAUGUGGGAAUGACUAGUCCUCCCUGGAUUGUGUUACUUAAUUAUGUCUUCUGUUUAAUAUCAUAAUACACCAAGUAGCUCUCCAUUUAACACCACCUCUUGCAUCACAGUGUCAUCUCCAGUGCAUUGACAUAUCCCUGUUCUCAUGUCACAAUGCAAUUUCGCCUGUCUGGCAUGUAACCUAACCUAACUUCACCUAACCUAACUAGAGCAUUCCGGGCAAGGCAUUCUCAGCAAAGUGUCAUUGAUAUUUUUAAGAUAGCAUUUUAGCAAUGACUAUGUACUCUAGUAUGUAUCCUGCCAUUAUGACUUACACGUUGCCUCUUUAAGUACAAAGCCAAGACGUGUGAGUCAAGGCUAGCUAGCGGUGGCUCUGCUCGGUCUGUGCAGCAAUUGGGUGCCUUUGUUAUUGUGUGUUCCUUGCUUUGCCUUGCGCUUAGGUGCUGUAGUGCUAGUGAGUAAUGGUGGUGGUGGUAGUGGUGGUGGUGGCAGUGGUGGUGGUGGCAGUGGUGGUGUGGGUCCUCUUUUGAGUAUUUGUAAGGAGAGUGUGGGAGUGGAUUGGUUGGUGUAAUGUGCUUAGUUAUUACUGGUGUAUUAGUAGUGAAGGAGUGUGUGUUUGUGAGGGGUGGUGUAUGCACUAUGUGUACAUGUUGUUGCUUUAGUAGGAAUGCCAUAAUUGAUUUUUACUUGAUUACAGGUGAAUUGUGAUUUGUAAAUGAGUUACAUUCCUUGAAAAUCAUUUAUAUCUUGAAAACUUGUAAAUUAGAUUUGAAAAUUUUACAUCAAAUGUGAAUUUUGUAAUUUUUGGUAAUUUUUUUAAGCUUAUUAUUUAUAAAUAUGAAUUGUGCAUAUGUAAAACAGUACAGAAGACAAAAUCACCUACUUGUACUUUAAAAACCAUAAAAGGAACAUUUGUAAAUCAUGAUUCACCUACAUGAGAGACAGGAAGAUGUGAGAGUGAGAGGAGUGAAGAAUGCAAGGGUAAGGAGCAUUGGGUGAAGCAAGGCAAGGCUUCUCUGUCAUGGCUACAUCCCAAGGCAACAGGUGUUUGCAAGGUGGCAACUGUGUGUGGCCCUGGGGAGUGUUGGUUAGCUGAAUGGACUGGUGAUUGUGUGUGUGUGUAUGUAGAAGAGUUCUUUUGAAUUAGAUCUACAGAGUUUAUGAGAAUAUAUGAUGUCUCCUUUUGUUUUCUCCUUUAUAUCUUUUCCCUCCUCUCUUCUCUCUUUUUAUUGCUUUCAUAUCCAUUUUUUUUUUACUUCCAUUCCUUUUUUCUUUCCUAUAUAGUCUUUUCUUUUACACUCUCUCUCUCUCUCUCUCUCUCUCUCUCUCUCUCUCUCUCUCUCUCUCUCUCUCUCUCUCUCUCUCUCUCUCUCUCUCUCCAAAGUUUCACUGCAGCAAGGUUUAAUUUCUAAUGCUGUGCUUUAUAUAGAAGAAUAUUAAAAUGUGCUUGAAUUGAUCUAUUUAGUUAAAUAGUGUAGCAGCUACAAGCCAUGCAACAAACAAUGUACUAACCUAUUACUCUUGUGGUGCUUGGAUUGACUACUAAUAAUAAUCUUGUAUCAUGUUUUUACAAUAGUGCUGUUGUUACAUUAUAGUUAAGUAUACUAUAUAAAAAAAAACAUUUUGUUACAUUUUUUGGCAUGCCUUUUAUGAACUCAUGUAAUGGGUAAAGAUUAUAUAUUGAAACUAAUAA
Molecule: messenger RNA, 6343 nt
Organism: Scylla paramamosain (green mud crab)
Lineage: Eukaryota; Metazoa; Arthropoda; Malacostraca; Decapoda; Portunidae
Product: arrestin domain-containing protein 17-like
Exons: 9
Coding region: 624-1865 (413 amino acids)
Biological process (GO): protein transport
Cellular component (GO): cytoplasm
Source: RefSeq, a predicted model, not a curated record